AGCAUGGAGCUCCGGCCACUUGCCCCCGGGGGCAGAAGGGGGUGCCGGAGGAGGGCACGGGAGUGGCUGAUCCCCCUCUGGCUCUGCGUGUGCGCUGCGGGGAGCUGCAAGGGGCAGGUGUAUAAGCUCAGCCUGGCGGUGGACGAAGGGCUGCCCGCGGACACGCUGGUGGGGGACAUCAGCGCAGGGCUGCCCCCCGGCGAAGGACACCCCGGCGGCUUCUUCCUCUCGGAAGGCAGCGGCGAGUCGGCCGUGUUGGCGGAUUUCCACGUGCACACGGACACGGGCAUCAUCCGAACGGCGCGGCUGCUGGACCGAGAGCGCCGGGCGCGCUACAGCUUCGUGGCGGCCACGCUAAGAGGGGAGAUGGUGCAGGUGGAGAUCACGGUUAGCGACGUGAACGACCACGCGCCGCGGUUCCCGCGGGACUGGGUGCGCCUCAACAUCUCCGAGCUGAGCCCGCCCGGCAGCUCUUUCCGCUUGCCCGCUGCGCGUGAUCCCGACGCCGACAGCUUCGGCACGCAGGGCUACUCGCUGCUGCCGGAGGAUCAGGACCAGGAUCGGGAGAAAGGUCCGCUUUUCCAGCUGCGCUACGGGACCCCGCCGGAUACCCUGGAUCUGGUGCUGCUGCGACGCCUGGACCGGGAGCGGGCGGAGACGCACCGCCUGCUGGUCGAGGCUUGGGACGGCGGAAGCCCCCGUCGGAGCGGCCGCCUGCGCGUGGAGAUCCAGGUGAUGGACGAGAACGACAACGCGCCCGCCUUCGGGCAGAGCGAGUACCGCGCGCGCGUGAGGGAGGACGCGCCCGUGGGCAGCUCAGUGUGCCGCGUCUGGGCCACCGACCCGGACCUGGGCGCCAACGGCGAGGUGCGCUACAGCCUGGCCCGCCGCCAGGGCGACCCUUCGGCCGCCUCCUUCUUCGAGGUGGACGAGCGCAGCGGGCUGCUUCGCCUGCUGCGGCCUCUGGACCGCGAGGCCCGCACCCUCCACCGCCUGGCCGUGGAAGCCCGCGACGGCGGCGCCCAGCCGGAGUUGGCCACAGCCCUGGUGGCCGUCGAGGUGCUCGACGUGAACGAUAAUGCGCCCACGAUCCACCUGCUCUACCUCACCGACAGCGGCGCCAGCGUGUCCGAGGGGGCGCAACCGGGAGACUACGUGGCCCGCGUGUCCGUCUCGGACCCGGACGAGCGGGACCAAGCCGGCGGGCAGGGCGGGCGGUCGCCUCCGGGCGGCGUGGCGCUGAGCCUGCAGGGUGGCAGCGGCGCCUUCUCGCUGCGGCCUUCUGGCGGCGACGGCGGCGUCUACUUCCUGUGCGUCGAGGGGCCCCUGGACCGCGAGAGGCGCGACGCCUACGAGCUCCGCCUGGUGGCCGUCGACUCGGGCGCGCCGCCCCUCUCCUCGCAGCGGGCGCUGCUCCUCCGCGUGGCCGACCUCAACGACCAGGCGCCCGCCUUCGCGCAGCCGCGCUACCGAGCCGCCGUUUCCGAGGCCGCCUCGCCGGGCACCGUCGUGCUGCGCCUCAGCGCCUCUGACGCCGACGAGCCGGGUUCGCGCAACGCCCAGGUGCGCUACGCGCUGGGCCCCGAGCAGGCGCACGGCGCGCUCUUCCAGCUCGACUCGCUCAGCGGCGCCCUCAGCGUCCGGGCGGGCCUGGACCACGAGCGGCAAGCGGCGCUGGAGCUGCUGGUGCUGGCCAGGGACUUGGGCGAGCCGCCGCUGUCCGCCUCGUGCGUCGUGAGCGUCGCCGUGGAGGAUGCCAACGACAACGAGCCCGUCUUCGAGCACCAGGUCUACAACGCCAGCCUGGCCGAGCACGCCCCGGCCGGCCAUUGUCUCCUGCAGCAGAGAAGCACAGCUGACUGGCAUUUGUGUUGUGGGCCUGUGCCCCUGAGGUACCUAGCAACACUCCUGGAUGAAUGGUUGCAGACAGUGAUGCAACAGUUUCAGCUGGAUUCAAACGAAGAGGAGAAAAGGGUGACGUCUCAAAGGGAUGAUUUGGUUUGGCAUGAUGACAGCCUCUUUGACACUGUAUGA
Molecule: messenger RNA, 2034 nt
Organism: Lacerta agilis (Sand lizard)
Lineage: Eukaryota; Metazoa; Chordata; Lepidosauria; Squamata; Lacertidae
Product: protocadherin-16-like
Exons: 2
Coding region: 4-2034 (676 amino acids)
Biological process (GO): homophilic cell-cell adhesion
Cellular component (GO): plasma membrane
Molecular function (GO): calcium ion binding
Source: RefSeq, a predicted model, not a curated record